Molecule: messenger RNA, 544 nt
Organism: Paramecium octaurelia
Lineage: Eukaryota; Ciliophora; Oligohymenophorea; Peniculida; Parameciidae
Source: the annotation of a GenBank genome assembly
AGUUAUUGUAUAUGAAUGUAUAAUGGGUAAGCGACCAUAUGUUGGGAAAAGCAGAUAAGAAAUUAGAGAUCAAGUAAUUGCUAAACAAGUCUAAAUAAAAAAUUCUGACAUUCCAGCUGGAUGGUCAUUAGAGGCAGUUGAUUUUGCUAAUAAAGUAGAAAUUCUGAUUAAGAUUAAGCUCAUCUAAAGGAAGCCUGCCAAUAGGUUAGGAGUGAAUGGUCCUGAAGAAGUUAAGACCCAUUAAUGGUUUAAAGAUUAUUGUUGGGAUAAAUUGUUAGACAAAUAAAUAACAGCUCCAUACAUUCCCAGAGAAGAUGAAAUGAUUUAAAUAGCCAACGAAAAUCGUAGGGAUUCUGCUCACGAAAUCGAUUCUGAAAGUAUAUUAAGUUUAAGGAGAAACUCAGUCUAAGGUAUUCAUACUUAUGGAUUUUAAGCUUAAUUCGGUGGGUAUAGUUUCAAUGGAAGCAACAAUAAUAAUAAUAAUGCUAAGCCUCAAUCCACUAAUGUUAGUGUCCCAGCAAUAUUGUCAACAAAGGCUAAUUGA